Molecule: messenger RNA, 1905 nt
Organism: Penicillium antarcticum
Lineage: Eukaryota; Fungi; Ascomycota; Eurotiomycetes; Eurotiales; Aspergillaceae
Product: Zn(II)2Cys6 transcription factor
Exons: 4
Coding region: 1-1905 (634 amino acids)
Biological process (GO): regulation of transcription by RNA polymerase II; DNA-templated transcription
Cellular component (GO): chromatin
Molecular function (GO): RNA polymerase II cis-regulatory region sequence-specific DNA binding; DNA-binding transcription factor activity, RNA polymerase II-specific; zinc ion binding
Source: RefSeq, a predicted model, not a curated record
AUGUUCCAAUGCUCACAAUGCGAUAAGAGCUAUCAGCGGAAACCGCAUUUGCUCCGUCAUGAGGCAACUCGUAAGACUCAGCGAAGUAUCUCAACAUUCGGGACUAAUGGUCUAACCAAUCUUCCAGAUACUCAGCAGCCCUCUUCCAGUUGUCCUUUUUGCAAAAAGUCCUUCCUGAAACCGGAGGUAACUCGGAGGCAUAGCAAAGCGUGUGCAAAGAAAUACAAUCAACCGUUGCCACCUGCAGCCAAACCAGGCAGAAAAAGGCAAUCUUGUGAUUUAUGUUUCUUUGCUAAAGCAUCUUGCGAUAAAAACUCGCCCUGCUCUCGUUGCAGCUCUCUCGGACGAGAAUGCACCUUUUCUGGGGACCAGACACUGUCUACAGGACCUGGUUCUUCGUCGGCCAUUUCAAUUCCACCAUCCCCAACUCCCCAUCGCAAUACCGCGAGAGGUGGUGGUCCGUUUGCCUUUCUUCGGCAUUUCGCCAACCCGUCUGUCCAUAAAGACAGGCUUGCAAUCGGCGAGACAGCAAAACGCUCCGUUCGAAGGAAUCUGGAAACGCUCAACUCUCAUAUCGAAGAUGCCCUUGUUCCUACUGAUCCCCUAUCGGCUUUUGGUGGUGACUUCCAGUUACCAGACUUCUCUUAUCCUUUCCCAUCGUCUACAGAUGAUUUCUUCUCUCAUUUUUCGCCUGAUGCUCUGUUUCCAUCCAAGCUUUCCACCCAAUUAACUGAGAUCAUGACCGAGUUGGUUGAAACUUCCAAGUCAAUGUGUCUCGGAAAACUAGAAGCUCCACCACCACUUGAUUUUAUGGAACUCUCUACACUUCUAGGGGUAUCUAAUAUUUCCGCCUCUGUCUCUGCAUUCUUCCACUCUCUCCACUGGCAUUUGCCUGUGGUUCAUUUUCCAACGUUUGAUCCCGGCAACGUUUCCAACCCCCUUCUUCUCGCAAUUUUCUUGUCUGGUGCUACAUAUACCUUUCCAUUAGAUGGGGGUACUCUUCCAUCAGGUCUUUUUGACGUGGCGGAAGAGUACAUCUUUCGGAGCAUUGCAAGCCUAGCAGCAGUUCCAUCACCAAAGGACUCUAUGCAUCUUUUAUCUACUGUUCAGCUUAUACAGAGUGCACUCAUUAUUGAAAUGCUUCAGUUUGGGCGUGAUGAUAUGCAAACAAGGCGUCGCAUUCGCAUUGUCCGUCAUCCAUGCCUGGUCUCCACGAUAAGAUCCUUGGGGAUUUUCCAGCUCAAGCGACGGACUGCCCCGAAAGUCUGCGAUGAGAUAACAUGGAAGGUUCUAGUUGCAGAGGAAGUUUGUAUACGAAUCGCCUGCUGGGUCUUCCUUGCUGAUGGAUUCCUUACGGUGUGCUUCAAGAACAACCCUGCAAUCUCGGUCUUUGAAAUGGAUUGCCACUUUCCAUGGAGUGCUGGGCUAUGGGAGGCCGAAAGUGCAACAUCUUUUAGCAAAAUUGCCGUAGCACACUCAGCCGACCUCCCACUUCCCCCACUGAGAGAUGUGGUCACCCAGCUCCUCGAAACACAAAAUGAAGUCUCAAUACCAUGGAGUCUUUCAGUGUCUGUGGAGCAUCUUCUUAUUCUAAUAUACGCCAUCAACUCUCUCGCAUUCCAGACAAGAGCAGGAUUGUUAAGAUACCUAUCGGUAGACAAGAUACGACGCGCAUCAGCGAACUGGAAGCGCAUCUGGGAUGCUGUCACUGGGCUCUUGGACAAGGAUCAAUUCUUUCAUAUUGGGUACCCGAAGCAUGCCCAAGAGCUUUGGUGGCUACUGAAUGCUACGCUAGAAGUUUCGAACAAGUCCGAUGCUACUUUUAAAUAUCUGGACAACACUGCAACCGAUGACUUGGGCAAUUUGAAUGAAUUCAUUCAAUGGUGUUACCAAAGUGCGCAAUGA